AUGCCUGCACUAGCAGUUGAUCAGCUUAACCAGUUAAGAGAAAUCUUUGCAAGAUUCGACAUGGACUCAGAUGGCAGCCUCACCAUUUUGGAGCUCGCUGCCCUCCUCCGGUCCUUAGGCCUCAAGCCCUCAGGUGACCAAAUCCAUGUCCUGCUAGCCAACAUGGACUCAAACGGAAAUGGCUCGGUGGAAUUUGAUGAAUUGGUCAGUGCUAUAUUGCCUGACAUGAAUGAAGAAAUUUUGGUAAACCAAGAGCAACUAUUGGAGGUUUUUCGGUCCUUUGAUCGUGACGGUAAUGGAUAUAUAACUGCAGCAGAGCUAGCAGGGUCCAUGGCCAAAAUGGGUCAGCCGCUAACGUAUAAGGAGCUAACAGAGAUUAUCAAAGAGGCUGAUACAGAUGGAGAUGGUGUCAUUAGCUUUAAUGAAUUUGCCACCAUAAUGGCAAAGUCAGCCUCAAGUUUUCUAGGCCUUGCUCCCUCAUGA
Molecule: messenger RNA, 483 nt
Organism: Prunus armeniaca (apricot)
Lineage: Eukaryota; Viridiplantae; Streptophyta; Magnoliopsida; Rosales; Rosaceae
Source: the annotation of a GenBank genome assembly